AUUUCUAUUUUCCCCUUUGUUGGCUCUGGAACAACAAUCCCAAAAAGAGAUCUCUAUAUCCCCUUGUAAAUCCGAAUCAUCAUCUCUCCCACGGUCGCUUCUUCACGACGGAUCUACGCCGGUAAUCAUCUCUUCUCACCUCUCGCGCAUUCCACCUCUUCUGAUUCUCUAACCAUCUUCCGCUUAUUUGUAAAUCCGAAAGUUCCCCGAUCAUGAAUUCGAACUACGGGAAGAGAUCAUCGGGAUCCUCGACCAACAACGCCUUCGAUUUCGAUCUCGGCCUCGGAUCUAACCAAGGAGGCAGACCUCUGAAUGCGCAGAAGAGCCAAACGCCUUCUUAUUCUCAGCAGCCGAGACCCGCGUUCCAGCCUGGGAAGCCUUCGUGGACGCAUCAGCCCGCGCCUAAGCAGACGACGAUCAGAUCUGAGAUCGGUGGACCGACUUCGAUGGUGGGAGAUAUCCACGGGAAGACGUGGAGCAGCAGCAGCUCGUCUUCCGGAUCCGGUUCGGGUAUUGGGAUCGUUAACAAGGAUCCGAGCUUGUUCGGAGAUCUGGUUGGAUCGGUUAUUGGUAAAUCCAGCGGAAACGUGCCGCUGAAGAAAGCUCCGCCUGCUAAGGGAUCUUAUUCCAUGGGGAAUCUUGCUGAUGCGUUGCCAAAAACAACAACGGGUAAUUCGAUGAACAGUGGUGGUGGUGGUUGGGGUUAUAAUGGUAAUUCGGGUGGAUACUCCAGUUCUGGUGGUGUUAAUGCUAGUAGCAGUGUCAAGAAUCCAAAUCUUGGAGGUCCUUCGAUGAAGAGUAUGUCUGGGAGCAAUCUAAGCGGCUCUGGGAACAGCGAUCCGUUUGGUAAUUUGGUUGGUUUCGGAUCGAAACCAUCAGGAAGUAUCAAUUCCGCCAAGGCUAAGAGUGAUGGUGGUGAUGCUUUUGGGACAUUCCAAUCUGGAGUGGCGAAUCCUAGCGGUGGUUUUGCCGGAACAACAACAAACACUCAGAACGAUGACUUUGGGGGUUUCCAGGACGCUGCGAAGUCAAGCACAUUCUCAGCAGGAGGGUUUGCGAGUAGCUUUGAUGCUUCCAACGCUGGUUUUGGUGUGCAGUCAAGUGUUAAAGAUGAUCCGUUAGGAAUGUUUUCUACCUCCAAUAAUACUUCAGCGGCUGCGGCUGCUACGCCGCAGAGUGAGGACUGGGGGUUUGAAAGUUUCGACGGUGGGGCUGAUUCUGGCGGCGGUUCAACCACCGAGCUUGAUGGGUUGCCGCCACCUCCACCGGGUGUGUCGGCUGCAUCAGCUAAGAGCAAGGGGAUUGAUAACCAGAGGCAGGGUCAGUAUGCCGAUGCCAUCAAGUGGCUCUCUUGGGCUGUGAUUCUCUUGGAGAGAGCUGGCGAUGACGCUGGGUCUGCGGAGGUGCUUUCCACUAGGGCCUCGUGUUACAAAGAAGUCGGAGAGUAUAAGAAGGCUGUAUCAGAUUGCACAAAGGUACUUGACCAUGACGAGAAGAAUGUGACGAUUCUGGUACAACGAGCACUCUUAUACGAGAGCAUGGAGAAAUACAAGCUGGGAGCUGAAGAUCUAAGGAUGGUUCUGAAGAUCGAUCCCGGGAAUAGAAUCGCUAGAAGCACCGUUCACCGCCUAACCAAAAUGGCUGGGUGAUUGAUCGAUUCAUUUGAUCAACAACCUUCAUAUACAGAUAUUUCCUUAAUUGUCUCGAAACGUAAACAAAAAAGACCCUUCAGAAUCUUCUUCUGCUAUCUUUCUCCCAAUUCCGUUUCGUCUCUCAUCGAUGGACCUUGCGUAUGUGUACUCUUUCUUGAGUUUUUUUUUUUUGAUGGGUCAAGUUUAUGAGUGUGUGUGGGUUAUGAAUGUAUUGUCAUAAAUGUGGAUUCUCUUAUACAUUACAUUUUCUUUUUGAAUUUAUCACGGAAUGUUUAACCA
Raphanus sativus (radish) is the source of this 1931-nucleotide messenger RNA. RefSeq lists its product as uncharacterized. The coding region runs from base 213 to 1649 and encodes 478 amino acids. Gene Ontology annotation, molecular function: protein binding. The transcript has 2 exons. Lineage: Eukaryota; Viridiplantae; Streptophyta; Magnoliopsida; Brassicales; Brassicaceae. The record is from RefSeq and is a predicted model, not a curated record.